AUGGCUCGGACGAUGGGAUUACUUCUGAAUCAAGUCGACGAAGAAGGUGAUAAUGAGGCUGAUCAGAAUGGUAUUGGUAUCGAAGAAGAAGUUGUAGAGGAUUUAAGCGCUCACUUUGGAGAUGAUGCACAAAACGAGGGUGAUGUGAGUGACGGAGACAGUGGUGAUGAGAUUUGGGAUGAUGAUAAAAUCCCAGACCCAUUGUCAUCUGAUGACGAUGAAGAGGAGUUUGAGCGUAGAGAAGAGGUUGCAAAUACACUUGGUUGUGAUGAGCUUCUGUAUUUGGGGAAAACGUACGGAUGUGCGUCUGAUUUUAAAGUUGCUUUGCUUAGGUAUUCUCUUCGAUCAAGGUAUGAUAUCAAGCUCUAUAAGUCUUGUGCUAAGGCGCUGGGUGCAAAAUGCUCUGAUGUAGAGUCUAAGUGUCCUUGGAGAAUUUAUUGUUCAUAUGAAAGAAGAAGACAUAAGAUGCAAGUGAAGGUAUUUGUGAAUGAGCAUUGUUGCAUUAGAUCAGGAUACUCAAAGAUGUUGAAGACUUCUUCUAUUGCCAUUCUCUUUGAGGAAAGACUAAGAAUAAAUCCUAAAUUUACUAGGACAGAGAUGGUGGAUGAGAUACAGAGAGAAUAUAAUCUCACUGUCACUGAGGAGCAGUGUGGAAAAGCGAAGUCUAAGCUUUACAGAGAAAGGAAAGCCAGCCAUGAAGCUCACUUUUCUCGGAUUUGGGACUAUCAAGCUGAGGUCCUAAAAUCUAAUAAACCCAUCAUUGGUUUAGAUGGAGCAUUUCUCAAAUGGGAUAUAAAAGGACACUUAUUGGCUGCUGUUGGAAGAGAUGGGGACAAUAGAAUAGUUCCAAUUGCUUGGGCUGUAGUGGAGGUCGAAAAUAACAUAAACUGGGAGUGGUUUGUGAGAUUGUUAAAGGAAGAUUUGGGACUACAAGAUGGCUCCAAAUUCACCAUCAUUUCAGACAAACAAAAGGGCUUAGUGAAUGCUGUUAAAAAUGAACUACCAGAAGCAGAAUAUCGAAUGUGUGCAAGACACAUAUUGUCAAACUGGAAAAGAGACAGCAAGGAUCCUGAGUUAGAGCGUAUAUUUUGGAUAAUAGCUGGUUGCUACACCAUAGGAGAGUUCGAAGAUGCUUUAGAGGUACUGAAGAAAUAUAACAGAGGUGCGUGGGAUACUCUUCAACUACAGAACCCGAAAACAUGGAGUAAGGCAUUCUUUAGAGUUGGGUCGUUUUGCAAUGAUAACCUCAACAACCUCUGUGAAUCUUUCAAUAAAACCAUUAGGGAAGCAAGGAAAAAACCAUUACUUGAUAUGCUAGAGGAUAUUAGGAGGCAAUGUAUGGUUCGUAAUGCAAAAAGGGCUAUUCUUGCAAAUAGGUUGAAAACACAUUUUACUAAGAAGGUGCACACUGAGAUUGAACUCAACAAAGAGAAAGCUAAAGAUUUGAGAAGGCAUAUAGCUUGUGGAAACGUGCAUGAGAUUGAUGACCAUAGUGUUUCUUAUCGUGUAGACAUGGAUCUCAAAACAUGUGGGUGUAUAAAAUGGCAGCUCACUGGAAUCCCUUGUAUCCAUGCCGCUUGUGUUAUUAGAGCCAAGAAGAUUAGGAUAGAAGAUUAUGUUUCUGGCUAUUACACAGCCCAAAAGUGGCGACAAACAUAUUCCCGUGGGAUUAUACCUGUCCAAGGUAUGAAGUUAUGGCCUCGGUUAAAUAGGUUAGGAGUUUUACCACCGCCAUUUAGAGUAGGGAAACGUGGAAGACCAAGUAAUUAUGAUAGGAAGAAAGGGCUUCAUGAAACUUCAUCCAAGGCUACCAAGAUGACACGAGACAGGAGAGUCAUCACAUGCUCAAAUUGUCAUGUUGAAGGUCACAACAAGGUGACUUGUCCUAAUGACACAGUUCAGAGUGCUCCAAAAAGGCCAAGAGGCCGACCAAGAAAGGAUUUGGGAGAAUACUCUCAACCACAAGGACUCUUUCAAGAGUCAUCUCAACCCUUGCAAUUGUGA
Molecule: messenger RNA, 2004 nt
Organism: Brassica oleracea var. oleracea
Lineage: Eukaryota; Viridiplantae; Streptophyta; Magnoliopsida; Brassicales; Brassicaceae
Exons: 5
Coding region: 1-2004 (667 amino acids)
Biological process (GO): regulation of DNA-templated transcription
Molecular function (GO): zinc ion binding
Source: RefSeq, a predicted model, not a curated record